Messenger RNA from Lachancea thermotolerans CBS 6340, 711 nucleotides. It is a transcript of the gene CAB5, whose product is annotated as putative dephospho-CoA kinase. Gene Ontology annotation, molecular function: ATP binding; dephospho-CoA kinase activity. Gene Ontology annotation, biological process: coenzyme A biosynthetic process. The transcript has a single exon. The record is from RefSeq and is a predicted model, not a curated record. NCBI's taxonomy places the organism in Eukaryota, Fungi, Ascomycota, Saccharomycetes, Saccharomycetales, Saccharomycetaceae. Bases 1 to 711 code for a protein of 236 amino acids.
AUGCUCAUCAUUGGUCUAACUGGCGGGAUCGCCUGUGGUAAAUCAAGUGUUUCAGAAAGGUUAGCUAAAAGCUACAAGAUUCCUGUUAUAGAUGCGGACAAAAUUGCUAGAGAGAUAGUGGAGCCGCAACGUAAUGCAUAUUUGAAGAUCGUGCAGUACUUUAAGGGGAAGGUUCCGGACUUGAUUCGCGAAGAUGGAUCAAUAAAUCGUCCAGCAUUGGGAAAGUGGGUCUUUGCGAAUCACUCAGAUCUCAAAGUCUUAAAUGGAAUUACACAUCCAGCCAUCCGCCUGGAGAUUUUCAAACAAAUCUUGAAGCAGUACUUGAGAGGGGAGAAGAUGUGUGUAUUGGAUGUUCCAUUACUGUUUGAAAGCGGUUUAAACCUGUUCUGUGGUGUCACUGUUAGCGUGAUUUGCGACCAGGAAACUCAGAUAAGUCGUAUUCGCUCGAGAAAUCCAGAGUUAUCACUCGAGGACGGGGAAAAUCGAAUCAAGGCUCAAAUGACACACAAAGAAAGAAUUCGGCGCUCCGAUUUUAUUAUUGAAAACAGCGAUACCCUCGAACACUUAUACGGCCAGGUGCAUGCGUUCGUGCUGAAGGUCAAACCGACAUGGACGCGUACCAUAUUAGAGUACUUCCCACCCUUUGCAUUGAUCAGCGCGCUGGCGAUAGUACUGAUAAAAUAUUUGCGGAGGAAUCAAGCGAUUUCGUAA